AAUGGCGAUUGUGAUCACGCCACUGCAAAUCAGAUCCGAUUACUUUUAUCAUUUUUGUGUGUAUAAUUAAGCGCUUUAUGGUUCUGAAUACAUAGAUACUACAACCGGCUCGAGUAGUUAUCAACGAAAUGACCUUCUAACUUAACUUCAAUGUGACUUUUAUUAUAAUAAGCAGAUUACACUUUUCGGGAAUUCCUUGACCGCUGUAUCCUGCACCGCACUUUACCAAAAUUCGUCUUUGAGUUAACUUGAAUAAUGGCGCAAAGAUCCGGCGAUAUUGGUCUGAUCGGCUUGGCCGUAAUGGGUCAAAACCUAAUCCUCAACAUGGCUGAUCACGGUUUCACGGUGGUGGCGUACAAUCGAACCGUCCAAAAAGUCCACCAAUUUUUAAACAACGAAGCCAAGGGUAAAUCGAUAGUCGGCGCCGAGUCGAUAUCGGACCUUUGCUCCAAAUUGAAAUCGCCGAGACGUGUCAUGCUGCUGGUGAAGGCGGGCACCGCGGUGGACGACUUUAUCGCUCAAUUAACGCCUCAUCUCGAAAAAGGGGAUAUAAUUAUCGACGGCGGUAACUCGGAGUACACCGACACUCAGCGCCGUUGCAAGCAGCUCAAGGAACGCGGUAUAAGGUACGUCGGUUCCGGGGUUUCGGGUGGCGAGGACGGUGCGAGGUACGGUCCGAGCAUAAUGCCGGGUGGCGAUAAAGAAGCCUGGCCGCACAUUAAGCCGAUCUUUCAAUCGAUCUCCGCCAAAACAGACGGGCAACCUUGCUGCGAUUGGGUUGGGGAGGACGGAGCCGGGCAUUACGUGAAAAUGGUUCAUAACGGUAUCGAAUACGGCGAUAUGCAACUAAUUUGCGAAAUUUACCAUCUCAUGUGCGCCGUCGGCCUAACGCAGGAAGAAAUGGGCGAUAUCUUCGACGAAUGGAACAAGGGAGAAUUGGACAGUUUUCUUAUUGAAAUUACGCGUGACAUUUUCCGAUAUAAGGAUUCCGACGGUACGUAUUUUACUCGCGCAACUGCUUCUAAGCGUUUCCCUUUAGGCAAAUUUCUCCUACCCAAAAUCCGGGAUGCAGCAGGUCAAAAGGGAACCGGUAAAUGGACAGCUAUAUCUGCUCUCAAUUUCGGCGUACCAGUUACACUAAUUGGUGAAGCCGUAUUCAGCCGGUGUUUAUCCGCGCUUAUCGACGAACGCCAAGUUGCCAGUCGGCAUCUUUCAGGGCCCGAGAAGUGCUUCAAAGGAGACAAAUCUCAGUUCGUGGCGGAUUUAAAGCGAGCGUUGUACGCCAGUAAAAUCGUUUCCUACACGCAAGGAUUCAUGUUACUUCGUGAGGCCGCCAAAGCGUACAAUUGGAGUUUGGACUACGGAUCGAUAGCUUUAAUGUGGAGAGGUGGAUGUAUUAUUCGGUCCGUUUUUCUUGGACAGAUUAAGAAGGCGUUCGAUAGCGAUCCUAACCUAAGCUCUUUACUUUUGGCACCUUUCUUCUCGAAUGCUAUCAAAAAUUCCCAAAGUGGAUGGCGAAAUGUCAUUGUUACAGCUGUUGAAUUAGGAGUUCCCACGCCGGCUUUAUCGACCGCCUUGGCAUUCUACGACGGGUACAGAUCUAAACGGCUUCCCGCCAAUCUCCUUCAAGCGCAACGCGAUUAUUUCGGAGCGCAUACUUACGAAUUACUCGGCAAAGAGGGCAAGUUCAUGCAUACAAAUUGGACCGGCCAUGGGGGAAAUGUGUCCGCUUCGACGUACGAUGCUUAAAAAGUUGAGGGUACAGUUAUGCAUUUAAAGAGAUCUAUUUUUGUAUAUUUUUUAUGAUGGUUAGUAAUUCGGCGGGAGGGGGUGGGGGGUCGUUAUAUGUUAAAUGUAUUUAUAAAUAUGAAAAAAGAGGUGAUCUAGAAAAUCGAAAAAAUUGAAUAAAAGGUAAUUUAAAAAGAA
This is a messenger RNA of Photinus pyralis (common eastern firefly), 1926 nucleotides long. RefSeq names its product 6-phosphogluconate dehydrogenase, decarboxylating. Gene Ontology annotation, biological process: pentose-phosphate shunt, oxidative branch; pentose-phosphate shunt. Gene Ontology annotation, cellular component: cytosol. The record is from RefSeq and is a predicted model, not a curated record. The transcript has 3 exons. Bases 256 to 1749 code for a protein of 497 amino acids. Gene Ontology annotation, molecular function: phosphogluconate dehydrogenase (decarboxylating) activity; NADP binding. NCBI's taxonomy places the organism in Eukaryota, Metazoa, Arthropoda, Insecta, Coleoptera, Lampyridae.